Molecule: messenger RNA, 1605 nt
Organism: Cucumis melo (muskmelon)
Lineage: Eukaryota; Viridiplantae; Streptophyta; Magnoliopsida; Cucurbitales; Cucurbitaceae
Exons: 2
Coding region: 173-1162 (329 amino acids)
Source: RefSeq, a predicted model, not a curated record
GGCUUCAAUCGAUGCUUUGCCAUUGGCUUGGUUUCCCUUUCUCUAUCUACAACUCCCUUUCUCUCUCUCUCUUCAUGCCGUUUUUCUCUCGGAUUCUCGAAGCUCUGUAAUCAUUCUCUGCGAAGAAGACGAAGCGGAUGAUUGAAAGCUGUAUCCCUCUAAAAACUUCAACAUGAAUUCGACUCCGCUUUCUUAUCGUUCGAAUCAGGUAGAUUAUUCUCGCUCCGGUUAUUAUAUUAUUCCUCGUGAAUGUUCUAAAGCUCAAAUGUGCCUUCAAAAGAUUCUUCAUAUUAUUUCGUCUGUUCCUCGCCAAGAACCGUGUGUGGAUUCGAAAAUCGGGAAAUUAGACCUCGAUGGAAAUGUAAGCGGUGGAGGAGGGUUUCGUACUGAUUUUAAUCUGAGAUUCGGUGCGUUUAUGGUGGACGAAGAUCAAGAAUUGGUAGGUUUUGUGGAGAAUGGAGGAAGCGGUGGUGGAAAUGGUUCGGUAGACGCUACCGAGAAAUGUUCGUACGGUGAUGGUAACGGCGAGGGCGCGAAAUGCUCUGAGUCUCUUGUAAAUGAGACUGGAAAAUACGACGUUGAUGGACACGUGAGGGAAAUUCCAGAACAUUCGAAGAUCGCUGAAAGCAGCAGGUUCAACGAAAACGAAAGCGAAAAGACAGUCGUAGAAGAAGAACAAAGUAACUCGAACAAACUCACGGCGAGUUCCGUUGAUCGAAGGGACGAUGACGAAGCCGAAACGGCACCGUUCAAUGGAGCAAAAUGCAAGAGCAGUGGCGAUUGUCUAGGUUUGCUCAUCGAAGCGGCGAGGCUGAUAUUUGGAGACAUCAGUGAGAACGAAUUCGAUACUGAGUUAACUCAAGAAGAAAGCGAGUUAAACAACGAGUUAGACAUCAAAGAUCCGAGUCAACUCGAGAAAGUAAUUUCAGAGUCGCAUUCAAGCGAAUCAAAGAGGAUGAAGCUCGAACGAGGAAACUGGAUGGUGAUGAACAUAGUAAGAGAUAUUGACGACAGGUCGCCAUUGGUGAGGUCAAAGAGAGGAAGAAGCCAAGUCUUGCCAUGUCGUUAUAAAGACUCAGUUCUCGAGCCAUGGCGAUCCCAACCAUUGCCAAGCAAGAUCAAGGUCUCGAGGAGACAACGACGAUCGAGGUUUCGCACGUAGAUCGAAUCUGAAACUGCAGAGGACACGAGAAGACUGAGGGAGAAAUGAGAAUCCGCCAUUAAUGGUGACUGUACAGUGAACGGUAAGAUCGCAGGACUGAAUUCAGAAGGUGGGUUUUCAUUUUAAUAAUGUCUUCCUCUCUUUUUUUGGCUCUUUUUUUUCCCACUCUUUUUGUGGAGAAGAUGGAGAUAAUGAUGAAUGGUUUGCGUAUUAAAAAUCCAUAGUUAUUGCUGUUUAACCUUCUCAAUUCCUAGGCAACAUAAUUCAUUUUUCUCUCCCUAUGGUUGAAGUGGGAAACAAAUGUGAAAACUUUAUAUAAGUUUGUAAUCAUAUGUUAAACUUAAGUUGAUAUUUUAGGCCCUAAAUUGUGAACCCAAGUUGCAAAUUCUUUUGAGUUACCAAGCAAUUGGUGAUAUUUAAGAUCUUACUAUCAUUCUCUGCAA